CCCCCACUUCUUAUAUAUCAUUUUUCAUAGUUCUCAAUCACCCUCCUUGAUGAAUCUCACAGGCUCUCUUCUAGACAUGACCGUCUCUUCCCUCCUUCAUGCAUGAAAUCAUUCAAUUCAUGAGUAUCUUUGCCUCUGCAAAAGGAAACUGAUAUAUAUCAAAGUCUCGAACUUUACCAUCUGGCUCCCCCCCCCAUCUCACUCUCUCUCUAUGAUGUCACAGGAAAAUAAUUCUCCUUCAAAGGAGGCAGCAGCGAAAGAAGAUGGUAGCCCAAGCUCCGGCGGCCGGAAAAACGCAUCUGCGAGGCCACCAGAGCAAGGUCUCAAGUGUCCGAGGUGUGACUCGCCCAACACCAAAUUCUGUUACUACAACAAUUACAGUCUGACGCAGCCAAGGCACUUCUGCAAGACAUGCCGCAGGUACUGGACCAAGGGUGGAGCCCUACGCAACGUUCCGAUUGGUGGAGGCUGCAGGAAGAACAAGAAGGUGAAGUCGUCGUCUUCACGGCUCUCCGGCGACCCCAAGGACCCCGGAUUCCCGGGGGAACUUAGUGGCUUCAAGUUUUUCCAUGGCCUUUCACCCUCACUGGAUUUUCAUCUUGGAGGGUCCCUACCCUUACCUAAACUCAAUCAUCUUCAACCUCCAACCAUAUAUAACCCAGUCUCUUCCUUUGGGGAUGUCCAAGCAGCCACCUUUGAUCCGUCUGGAAGCUCAAAUUCUAUGAUUAGUUUCAAUUACCCAACAACCGGAGGAGGAUUCAGCAGUGUAAUCCAGGGUAUGAGCUCUAUGAACGUUAACUGUAACCUUGCUUCUUCAAUUGAAUCAUUGAGUUCUGUUAAUCAAGACUUGCACUGGAAGCUACAGCAGCAGAGGUUAGCGAUGCUGUUUGGCGGUGACGAUAAUGGCCAGAAAGACGAUGGUGUUUCAGCGGUUACUCUUGAGAACCAAAUCCAGAGACCGCAACCCAUUUUGUUUCAGAAUCUUGAGAUUUCAAAGCCUGAGAUUAAUUGCGUGGCUGCUGGUAAUUCCAGAAAAGAAGGCCUAGCCACUGGUGAUACCCCUACGGAGUGGUUCUUUGGGAAUUCUUUUGCUUCUGUGACUCCUACGCCCCCAAGCACCAGCAGCGGUGGGAAUAAUGGCUAUGAUAAUGCAGCCAAUAACUGGAGUUCUGUUCAUGCUUGGGGUGAUGUGCAGCAGCAAUAUAAUGCUAUGCCCUAGCUAGGGGAGGUCGAAGGAAUAGCCAAAUUUAUUUCUCUAUAAUUAUCAAAAUUAUCAAAAGGUACUCCUUUUAGGAAUAUGCUAGUACAUGCAAUCUUUCAUCUUUUAUGUUGGUUCAAAUGAACAUAUAUAUGUAACAGAUGGUUACUCA
This is a messenger RNA of Neltuma alba, 1370 nucleotides long. RefSeq names its product dof zinc finger protein DOF5.7-like. Lineage: Eukaryota; Viridiplantae; Streptophyta; Magnoliopsida; Fabales; Fabaceae. Gene Ontology annotation, biological process: regulation of DNA-templated transcription. The transcript has a single exon. Bases 212 to 1219 code for a protein of 335 amino acids. Gene Ontology annotation, molecular function: DNA binding; DNA-binding transcription factor activity. The record is from RefSeq and is a predicted model, not a curated record.